AUGGCUUUGUCUGGUGGUUUCAUGGAGAAGGCUAAGCCUUACUUCGCCAUGAUCGCCUUGCAGUUCGGCUACGCCGGCAUGAACGUCCUAACCAAGGUCUCCCUCAAUGGCGGGAUGAGCCACUACGUCCUCGUCGUGUACCGCCACGCCUUCGCCACUGUAGCCAUUGCUCCCUUCGCCCUCAUCCUCGAGAGGAAAGUGAGGCCGAAGAUGACGUGGUCGAUCUUCUUCCAAAUUUUCGUCCUUGCUCUUCUCGGACCGGUGAUCGACCAGAAUUUCUACUACGUCGGCUUGAAGUAUACCGGGCCGACCUUCGCAUGCGCGAUGAGUAACAUCCUGCCGGCGAUGACCUUCGUCAUGGCGGUGAUCUUCAGGAUGGAGAAAAUAGAGCUGAAGAAGGUGCGGUGCCAGGCCAAGAUCUUCGGCACGGUGGUGACGGUGGCCGGCGCGAUGCUGAUGACGCUCUACAAGGGCCCGCUCAUGCACCUGGCGUGGACCAGGCACUCUCAGGCCGGCGGCGGUGGGGAGGCGCCCGCCGUAGUCGACCCCACCGGCAAGGAAUGGUUCCUGGGCUCCCUCUUCGUCAUCAUCGCCACCCUCGCCUGGGCCUCCCUCUUCAUCCUGCAGACCCACACCAUCAAGCAGUACACCGCCCAGCUCUCCCUCACCACGCUCAUCUGCUUCGUCGGCACCAUUCAGGCCGUCGUGGUCACCUUCGUCAUGGAGCGCCGCCCCUCCGUCUGGACCAUCGGCUUCGACAUGAACCUCCUCGCAGCCGCCUACGCCGGCAUCGUGACGUCGAGCAUCGCCUACUACGUGCAGGGGCUGGUGAUCAAGAAGACUGGGCCAGUCUUCGCGUCGGCUUUCAGCCCGCUGAUGAUGAUCAUCGUGGCGGUCAUGGGGUCCUUCAUCCUCUCCGAGAAGAUAUACCUCGGGGCCGUGCUGGGCGCCGUGGUGAUCGUCGUCGGGCUCUACGCCGUCCUCUGGGGCAAGCACAAGGAGACGCAGGAGAAGGAGGCAACGCCGCUGCCGGUGGCCACCAAUGGACACGGUGCCACGAACACGGAGAUGAUCGGCGCCGCCGGUGCCCGAAAUGAUCGUGACGCGACCGGGCCGACGAGGCCGGCCUCCAACGGACGUGGAGGUGGAUCAGCUAGUGCAGUCUGA
Molecule: messenger RNA, 1167 nt
Organism: Lolium rigidum
Lineage: Eukaryota; Viridiplantae; Streptophyta; Magnoliopsida; Poales; Poaceae
Product: WAT1-related protein At5g07050-like
Exons: 4
Coding region: 1-1167 (388 amino acids)
Cellular component (GO): plasma membrane
Molecular function (GO): transmembrane transporter activity
Source: RefSeq, a predicted model, not a curated record